Messenger RNA from Helicoverpa armigera (cotton bollworm), 3249 nucleotides. It is a transcript of the gene Roe1, whose product is annotated as grpE protein homolog, mitochondrial. Gene Ontology annotation, molecular function: adenyl-nucleotide exchange factor activity; protein homodimerization activity; protein-folding chaperone binding. The transcript is spliced from 8 exons. Gene Ontology annotation, biological process: protein import into mitochondrial matrix; protein folding. Bases 101 to 787 code for a protein of 228 amino acids. The record is from RefSeq and is a predicted model, not a curated record. NCBI's taxonomy places the organism in Eukaryota, Metazoa, Arthropoda, Insecta, Lepidoptera, Noctuidae. Gene Ontology annotation, cellular component: PAM complex, Tim23 associated import motor.
CGGGCUAUGAGAGUUGAAGAAUUCAGAGCUGCAUCCUAACCUCUUUUUACGGGAAUUUAUUUUAGAAAUAAUUGUAAAUAAUUACAUAACACUUAUUGCAAUGGCUUCAUUAAAUGUGUAUUCAGUGGGUAGACUUGCCAAAUAUGUUGCCGGAUCACCGUUGAGGACGCUUCGAGCUAAUGUAUACAGAAGUGCAGUAUGCAGAUACAGCACAGAAGAGAAGGCUGCGGAGCCCGAGGCAGACAACAAGCAGCUCCCCGGCACCGUAGAGGAGUGCCACAAGCACAUUGAGAGUCUGACUGCCGAGGUCAACACGCUGAGAACACAAGUUAAGGAUUUUGAAGACAAAUACAAACGCGCUCUAGCGGACGGCGAGAACGUGCGGCGUCGCAUGAUGAAGCAGGUGGAGGACGCCAAGUCCUUCGCCAUACAGAGCUUCUGCAAGGAUCUACUUGACGUAGCAGACACUUUAGCAGCAGCCGCCGAGAGCGUACCAGAGAGCGAGGUGUCGGAGGGCGGAGGCACGGAGGGCGGCGCCGCCGCAGCCCUGCGCUCGCUGCACUCUGGAGUGCGGCUCACUCGGGCGCAGCUCACGCAGGUGUUCAGCAGACACGGUCUGGUAUCUGUGUCUCCUCUCCGCGAGAAGUUCGACCCCAAUCUACACGAAGCUUUAUUCCAACAGGAAGUGGAAGGCGCGGAGGCAGGCACGGUGGUGGCGGUGUCGAAGGUGGGCUACAAGCUGCACGAGCGCUGCGUGCGGCCCGCACUCGUCGGCGUCGCCAAGUGAUGGCACACCCGUUUAGAAUCGAUGCCUAACUACGGGGAUUGUUAGAUCUAGCCCACACAAAAGGAUAAAAUAAUAAUUUUAAUACUUACAUACACAAAAUAUAAUAAUAAAAAAGUCUGUACAUUUAAUAUUUUUUUAAGAUAACGACUUCCUAAAUUGUGCUUAGAUUUAGAAGUUAAAAUAGUGCGUCCUAAAAGUGGGAUUCCACCACUGUGUUUACACCAAAUGUAUCUUUUGGGGCUCAAUUUUUGCUAAUUAUACUUAAGCGACAUACAUUUGAUAUCCAACUGAGAUUCAAUCACGACUCAAUUACGAUUGAAGCAUGUGGCAUUAUAUGUUAUAAAUAAACGUUUUUAUCCUUUUCUGUGAUUCAAUAAUGAAUCUUAUUACAUGUAAUUGAUUUACAAUUGUAAAGCAGACUACCCCAUAGACCAAUAGCAGACCAAUGGCAAACCAAUGGUGUGUAAUAAAUCCAAUUGACACUAUAUUCAAUUAGCAGAAUUGAGCCCCUAGCCUAGUAGUCUACUCGCUAUAGCAAACAGUAACACAUUGCAAUAUAUUUUGGUGGAAUCUCCCUCUCUGGGUUUGGAUGAUAUUAUAAUGUUUAAAAACCUGUUUUUUUUUUCUUUAUUUAUAUUAUAGAACCAAGUUGUAGACAUUUUGAAAUGUUGAUAUGAACUUAUUUUUUGUCGGAUUGGAUUGUAUUGUAUUGUAUGUUGUCAGCCUUCAAAAAGUUUUCGUUAAACCCUGAUUAUUUUGAGUAUUUUUCCAAGUCAUUGAAAAUGCAUUUUUUUUUAUAUUAAAAUCCUUUUAUGUUGUUUCAUACACUAUUCUUGGUAUAGCGAUUCGUGGAACUUAUUUGGGCUCAUUCACAAUAAAAGUCUGACUAAGGAAAACAGUCGUUUAUCAUAAAUUCAAACUAACUAUUAGGGAUUUUAGUUCCUAAAACGAUUUGGACAAGUAGGUUUCACAUCCUAGCUUCACAGUAAAAAAAGUUGAAUUUUAAAGUAAGCAAUUGUUUUUAGAAAACUGACUUAUAUGUUGUUGGUGGACUUAAAAUUUUGGCCAGUAUGAAAUUAUCACGAAGAGCUUUUUAGUGUGAAAUGGUAACGACUUGAAACAUUGUGAAUUGCUUAAGUUUUAAAUUAAGUCUUGUACUUAAAUUGGCAAGGGUUUUCUUAAAUGGUGGACAAAACAGGACUUUGUGACUUCGAAAAAUAGUGUAAAUGUAAAAAAUUAAAUUCAAGAUACCUCUUUAUUUUGUGUUUUUUCAUAUGAGAAAUUGCUAAUUUUACAAAAUAAAAUACUGGAAAUGUAUUUUUUGACAAAAAAGUGCAGUGUUAUAUUUUGUAAAAACAGUCUGUGUGUGUGAAAUUUUGAAAAAUUCAUGUAAUAUAAGAGCGGUUUUUAUCAAAAUGUUGGUUGUUUUGCAAUGUACGAGUAUGUCUGUAAACCCAAAGAUAUGUUGUAUAUAUUUGAAUGGUUCAAACAUAUUGGUUUUAUAUGUAUUUACGUUCUCCUCAAAUAAUUUUGCCGUCCCGAUAUGAAACUAGCAUAGAGAACAAAAUGACUAGCGGAGAUGACAUAACGCAAAAUCUCCUAAGAAAGUAGCGCGACAACAUGCGGGUGCGAGGGGGACGCGAAACGUUACUAGCUAAAAAACCCCGCCCAUUUUCAAAAUAAAAUCACCAAUCAAUCAAGACCAAUCUUUGACAGAUUGGUUUUGAUUUGACAAGGAACCCGAACGUCUCGUUAGUUCUAGCAACUGAUCACGUCUACCGCACGUUGCUUGAGCUACAAGAAGGCGCCUGACCUACCUUCCUUAUGGCAUCUCCGCUAUGUUUCCUUCCUCCGUGGUUGCUUAUGACUUCACUAAAGUCUGAACGACGACUUUCAGACCGGCAGACUUAUUUGACGAGAGCUCUAAUUAGAUUUAAAAUUACGAGAGAGAGUUUUUUAAAUGCAUUUAUUUUUUAAAUUAUUAAGUUUCUGUAUUUAUUUCUUGUUUAGACAAAACAAUGGUGGUUUGUGAAAAUAAUUUUGACAGAAAUUGUUAUGAUUUCAAAUUAUAUUUGACUCUAGAAAUUAACCGAACCUACAAAUAGUGAACCUCCUUUUUUGAAGUCGGUUAAAAUAGCGAAAUUAUUAUAUAAAAAACGUAGUUAAAUUAAAGCAAGAGGACCAAGCCCAGAAAGUCUGACAACCAGUCUUGCCAAGGGGUAUCGUGUUGUCCAGGUAACAGUCGCUCCUUGUGACACACUGGUACUCAGCUGCAUCCGCUUAGACUUGAAGCCGACCCCGUCAUGUAAGGAAAGGGCUAGGCAGAUAAUUUAAGAGUCAAAUGUGAUUUGUAAUCAUGUAGUAAAUGAUUUUCUCUCUCUCGCUUCUGUAGAAUUCCAUGUAUAGUUGAGCUCAGUCGUUGAGUUCAGUAGUUCCAAAUAUAGUUGAUUAUUGUUACAAAA